ACUGAAACUAAGAGGAUAUAAGUAGAGUCAAUUGUAAUGUGUUUUUGUAAGACACUUAAAGUUGUUGAAAUUCAGUCCUGCUUUAUAUGAAAUUAAGGAAAACACCGAAAUAUUUGUGUCGUGUUCUUUAACUGCUGUUAAACUGUUUUAGUCACAGGUAACUCUGAGUAUACGACAUCAUUAAUUGUUCAAAGAAGCUGGAAAUGGAUGAAUAUCAGACAAUGAUCACAAAUCAAGUUUAUUAUGGUAUUGUUUUCGCUGUACUCACAAGCCAAGCUUUUGCUAACAAUAUCUGUAACAACACUUACACUAACGGGAUAGGAAUACAGUGUUUACCUUGUGAACCUGGUUACAUAGCAAUAGGCGACUGUCCUGGGAAUAUUACGCGUGCUAAAUGUGAGGAGUGCAAGGAUGGGACAUAUCAACCAGAAUGUGUUACUUUCAACGAAACUGUUAGUUGUAGAAACUGUACAGUUUGUGAUGUUUAUAAAGAAAACUGUACAAUAUACAAAGAUGCUGUUUGUGAGCUGAAACAUGAUACACGUGAUAGUAGUGAUGACAGCGGUGCGCAAUUAUUCUUUGUGGUGGGGUUGAUGUUUCUAACUGGAUCCCUAAUCCUUGUCAUUAUAAUCGCUGUACUAGUUUGCUGUCUCAAAAGGUCUCGGAAAGUUAGAAAAUAUUGGAUAAUGCAAAGCAAGUAUGGUAAAGAAAACCUAAUGGCUAAUUGCAAAGUAACGCCUAUAAGUUGGAAAACCUUGAGCUCUCCUAAAAGUCAGACAAGAUCAGAUGGUAACCGUCAAGAACAUUAUAAUCAAACAAACAAACGUUUUAGUGAGGAUGUUGUGCAGAAAACAAGCAUAAACGACUAUAAAGAUAAAUCAAGUAUACAUAACGUUGAUGGCAAUGAUUUAGCACCGAGAUCAAACAAAAAAGAAAGGCACAUUGCUGUGGUCAGACCAAAUUUUGAAUCAAAGAGCAAUGACUGCAAAGAAGUUGAAAACUCAGAUGACUUUUACAGCAAGAACAAGGAAAGUUCAGGUUUGCGGAGAACCCCGAGAAUCCCCCAAGGGGAAAAGCCUUUUAUAAAUUAA
Ruditapes philippinarum (Manila clam) is the source of this 1091-nucleotide messenger RNA. RefSeq lists its product as uncharacterized. Bases 204 to 1091 code for a protein of 295 amino acids. The transcript has 8 exons. Gene Ontology annotation, molecular function: protein binding. Lineage: Eukaryota; Metazoa; Mollusca; Bivalvia; Venerida; Veneridae. The record is from RefSeq and is a predicted model, not a curated record.